AUGAAUAAAAAUGCAAAUGAAAAGAAUUAUAUAGGUUGCGUGGGCAUAGUAAAAAAUAAUUAUAACCAAUUGUAUAACGGCACGCAAAGUCAAAAAAUGUUAUAUGGAAAUAGUAUUACAACAUCGAUAAACUAUUUUGGUACUAAUCAAAUAGUGAAGGGACAUGGUGAACCAUGGUUGCGUUCCGAUGUUGAAUAUGUACAAAAUAAGCCAAAUAAAAAUGAGCAGAACUCUCCCCGUUGGAAUCCACAGCAUGAACGAGCUCCUAGUAGGAACUUCAAUAGAAAUCAUAACAAGGAGUUAAGAAGACAACCUGGAACAGAAAUGAAAGAUGUAAACAACCAAAAUCAAAUAAAAAACAAUCGAGAAAGGAACAAUGAAAAGGGAUAUACUGAACGAGAAGGUGAAGAGAUUCCAUUGCUUUCAAAUGAAAAUUAUUUGGAAAAUUAUUUUUCUUCAUACACAAAUGGUUAUAAAAAUGAUGAUAUUAACAAUAAUAUUGGGUAUCAUUACAAUGAAGACCAUCAUAACCAACAUACCCAAAGAGGGUAUUCUUUCAAAAUUCCAGAAAAGGAAAAAGUUAUCCAAUAUAAUGCUAAAAGUAGUUAUAAAACGUGCGAUGUUCAUGAUAAUAUGAAGGAAUCACUUUUAACAAAUGUAAAUAAGAAUAUGUUGUACAACAUAGAAAACACUAUGUGCGAUGAAAAUAACAAAUUGAAUGGUCUUUAUAGGAACAGAUUCAUACAUAGAGAAAUGCAAAAGGGUGAAGAAACAAUUUAUGCACCUCAAGGUGGAUAUUCCAAAUCAAGGGGAGUAUACAGAAAUGGAUUUUUCCAAAUGAGCACUACUAAUAGUAAACCCAACAGAAAGAGGAACAUUCAAGAUAUGGACGAUCCUUACAAUGAAAACUAUGACAAGGUGGCAAAUAAGAGAAUAUCGAAUAAGAACUUUUGGGAAAACGGUACUAUAGCAGACACAUACGAAUAUAAAAAUAUUAAGAAUGGGAAUACUUGGAUAAUGAGAAAUUCUCAUGAGGUAUGCAAAAACAAGAACGAUAUGAAGCAUCUUUCCUCAUAUUUCUUUACGCCCCAGUUGAAUAGCAACAGUGUAGUGAAAGAUUAUAUGAACGUGAAGAAAUCAAAAAAUUUACAAGGUCCUUUUCAUUUCCAAAAUACAAAGUAUUAUGGUGAUAGAAGAGAAAACAAAAGAAAUUCUGUGAUUACUAAUAAUUCUAGCCAAGUGAUGGAAACGACAAAUAGUAGAAGUAAAAUGGAUGAAGGAUAUGUUAAAAGAGAAAAUGAUAAAAAAAUAAAGAAAGAAAAUUCAAAGUUAACUUUUUGCACGUAUUGUGAUAAAAAUAUUGAAGACAAGGAUUUAGAUGAACAUAACAAGAGUGAACACAUAAAGUGUCCUAUAGAUAACUGUGGACAAGUGUACAAUAUUGACGAUUUAGAAUUUCAUUUAUUAAAUCAUAUGAAAAAUGAGAAGAAUGAAAUUAUACUAAAUGAUUCAAAAGAAAUUGAAAAAUGGAUUGAGGAAAGAAAAAAGAAUUAUCCAACAAGAAGUAAAAUAGGGAAUAUUAAAAAUAAUAAAAUAGCUAAAAAAAAAAAAAAAAAACCAAAUUGUUUAAUUGAAGAAUUAUUAUUUGAAAGCUAUUGUUCAGCUCUAGGAAGAAACAUAUAUUGCAAAAAUCAGUCAGAAAAAUCCAUUUUUGUUCCUUUACUAACCAAAUUAGAACAAAAUAAAAUGCACAAUAUUUAUGAAAAUAAUUAUUACCCUAUUGGUUUUAAUUCAAAUGGAAACAAUUAUAUCGUAAACAAAAAGAAACGGUCCCGAAAGAAGUUGCAGCUUAUUGAUUCUCUCAAUAUUCACAGAAAUUCCCCUUUGUUAUAUCAACUAAUGAAAAAGGAAAUUUAUCAUUAUGAAAAAAAACUUAUCAAGUGCAUAGAGUACAUCACACAGAGUGCCUUUUUCGAUGAUUCCGUCGCGGACAUUCCCACAAAACAUAUCCUUGAACUAGAUUAG
Plasmodium gonderi is the source of this 2025-nucleotide messenger RNA. RefSeq lists its product as hypothetical. The transcript has a single exon. The coding region runs from base 1 to 2025 and encodes 674 amino acids. NCBI's taxonomy places the organism in Eukaryota, Apicomplexa, Aconoidasida, Haemosporida, Plasmodiidae. The record is from RefSeq and is a predicted model, not a curated record.